Molecule: messenger RNA, 1894 nt
Organism: Sardina pilchardus (European sardine)
Lineage: Eukaryota; Metazoa; Chordata; Actinopteri; Clupeiformes; Clupeidae
Product: organic cation/carnitine transporter 2-like
Exons: 11
Coding region: 17-1687 (556 amino acids)
Biological process (GO): transmembrane transport; quaternary ammonium group transport
Cellular component (GO): membrane
Molecular function (GO): quaternary ammonium group transmembrane transporter activity
Source: RefSeq, a predicted model, not a curated record
UUCAAAAUUUGGUGUCAUGGUGGACUAUGAUGAAACCACUGCUUUCUUAGGGGUGUGGGGACAGUUUCAGCAGAUUGUGUUCUUUGUUCUCUGUUUCAGUACAAUCCCCAAUGGAUUCAGUGCCUUUUCAGUUAUAUUCUUGGCAGCUUCACCACCCCACCACUGCCGCAUCCCUGAGGUGAACCUGACCCAGGCAUGGAGGACAGCCAUCAUCCCGUACGAGACGGUGGGCGGGCGGGCGCAACAGAGUAUGUGCAGCAGGUACAGACUGGAUGUGGUGAAGAACUACUCUGACCGAGGCCUCGUCCCAGGACUGGAUGUCAACGUCACAGACAUCGAAGAGGAGACAUGCUUGGAUGGAUGGAGCUACAGCACAGAUAUCUACCAGUCAACCAUCGUCACAGAGUUUGACCUUGUUUGUGGUCAACGCUGGAAGGAGUCGUUCACCUCCUCUGUCUACUUCAUUGGUGUCUUAUGUGGGUCCUUCUUUUCUGGACAACUGUCAGACUGGUGUGGAAGGAAACCAGUACUUUUCGUGACAAUGAUGAUCCAAACAAUAUUCACAUUUGUUCAGGUUUUUUCCACAUCCUGGGAAAUGUUCUCUGUCCUUUUCUUCAUUGUAGGGAUGGGACAAAUAUCAAAUUAUGUGGCAGCUUUUGUCUUGGGUGCAGAGAUUCUGUCUGGUUCUGUGAGAGUCCUCUACUCCUCACUCGGCGUCUGCCUCUUCUUUGCCAUCGGCUACAUGAUGCUGCCCCUGAUCGCAUUUUACAUACGUGGCUGGAGGAUGCUCUUGGUUGCCCUGUCUGUCCCUGGACUGAUCUAUAUCCCCCUCUGGUGGUUGAUUCCUGAGUCUCCUCGGUGGCUUCUGUCUCGGGGCAGAGUGCAAGAGGCGGAGGCCAUACUGAGGGACGCAGCCAGGAGGAACAAAGUGGUUGCUCCAGAGGUCAUCUUCAUGGAGGUAGAAGAUGAAUCCUCUAAAGCCUCAGUGAAAUAUAAUUUUCUGGAUCUCCUGAGAGUGACCAAAAUCAGAAAUGUAACACUCAUUCUAUUUUUAGUCUGGAUUACUCUGAGUAUGGGUUAUUUUGGCCUGUCUCUGAACACAUCUCGUCUCCAUGGGGACCCUUAUAUCAACUGUCUCAUUUCCGCCGCCAUCGAAAUUCCCGCUUACCUCAUCAGCUGGCUGUCCGUGCACUUCCUCCCCAGGAGGCUCUCCUGUAUGACUAGCAUGGUGCUAGCAGGGGCCGCUCUCUACUCUGUACAGAUAGCACCGGCAGAUUUGCCAACAGCUGCAAGGGCUCUGGAGUUGCUGGGUAAGUUUGGGAUAGCCACUGGAACAGCCCUGAUGUUUGUCUACACCGGCGAGUUGUACCCUACGGUGAUCAGGAACACUGCAUUGGGCGCCUGUGCCAUGGUGUCUCGCGUGGGCAGCACCGUCGCUCCCUACCUCUUCUAUUUAAGUGAAUAUCAUCCAGUCCUCCCUCACAUGGUUUUGGGCAGUCUGUGUGUCGUGUCUGGAGCGGCCACGUUCCUACUGCCCGAGAGCUUCAGAAGGCCUCUGCCAGAGACCGUAGAGGAGAUGCUUCAAAGGGAGCGGAUCAAAUGUUCAUGCUUUUCCAAAGAAGAGGAUCCAAAUCAGAAGUUGCCAGUCAAGAUCACAAAUAAAGUCUUGUUGGAAGUCAAACUAUAAACAAAUUCGCGUAAGAUGUUUGACUGCUGACUACUAUUAUUAUAGGCUACUAAUAAAAACAUUGGAAUGUGGAGGUGAAAAAGGAAUGUGACUAGUUGUGUAACAUCUUGACUAUAGUAGCUUCACUGUUUCAGUCCACUAAUUGUGGAGUCCACCAUUGUUUCAUCUGAAUGGUCUUCAUCUCCUUUAACACUGGUGAGAUUGUAC